CACGUCUGGAAUUUGGCAGCGCGUGGCGCCUGUGUCGUACAUGUAUAUACGGCGGCCCGUUUCCUUCUCGCACAGGCCGCAAUGAAGGCGAUGUGAGGCGUCCUUCCUCCCACAAAUCCUCAGCGACGUGGAACCGCGGCGUGGUUUGAGCCUCGUCCCUCUAUUCCAUGAUUCUGGCAUCCUCGCCGCCAUGACCCCAUAAAUGUUGCACCGCGGUCAGUUGCUUUCAUUCGAGUCGGCCGCUGGGCAUGAAAGCAACCUCGUUCUCUACAUUCUACAUCAACGUGCCACUGUAAGGUUCUCACGCCUGAUAUGGGACCAGAGAGGCUCUAUCGCGGCGCUGGUCAGAAGCCACCUCGGUCUCCGCAAGGAUGAGACGUGCGCUGUUCUUCCACCCGAUGCCUGGUUAUCUGGCGGGUUCAAUCUGUGCGUCCUUGUCGAGGCCACGGUUGCCGGACGCUUGACGCUCGUCUUCCGUUGCCCAAUGUCUCAUAAACUAGCCGAACGACAGUAUCCAGGGACGAUUGACGAAAAGGUUCGGGGCGAGGUAGCCGCUUAUGCAUGGAUUCAGGAACACUGCCACGAGAUUCGGAUCCCGUGCCUUUACGCUUUCGGUUUUACUGAUGGACUCCAGUUCAGCCAUGUUGAGCAGGCACCAUUUUAUACGCGCAUCUCCCGAAGUUUUCAGCGGUGGGUGCACCGCAUUCUUGGCUUGUCUCUCCUCUCAAACUACUCUCGGAACACCACGUUGCCGACCGUCGAUACUGCGUAUAUGCUACUCGAGUAUAUUAGCCCUGAGACGGGAACGAUGCUGUCUGAAACAUGGAACGAGUAUAUGCACGACGCUCAGCGCGUGCAUCCCUAUUCCGAGGCAUCACAUAUCGGCUCCUUUCGAUUUAAUCCACGCGAUGCCACCAUCACGCUCUCGAAUCGUCCCCUGAUGUGUAGCACAAUGCUCUUCGAGAAAAGUGGCACUCCGCGGACCAUUCAACCUCAUCAGACAUAUCAGACCACCGACAGCUUUGUCUCGGAAACGCUAACGUUAUACGACAAUCACCUGCUUCAUGAUCCCCACGCUGUUCGGGAUGAGGACGAUGCGCGUGAACGAAUAACAAUCAGGACACUGCUACGGGCUCUGUCUCACCAUUUCCUAACCGACUUCCACCAGAGUAAUAUCUUUGUGGAUAAGGAUUGGAAUAUUACCUGUUUGAUGGAUCUCCAGUGGCUCUGCGCUCUGCCGUCGGAAAUGCUAUCAGUACCGUCUUGGCUUGCGAAUUGUAGCCUUGAUAACAUCAUAGGGAAACGUUACGACCACUUCAACGAGGCACGCAAGGUCUUUCUAGAUGUCAUGGAUGAGGAGGCGCAGAGCAUACGACAGGAGCACGACAUUCAGGUCACAGACACAAUGAGACACUCGUGGUCUUCCAAAAGAGUGUGGUUCUGGGCCUGUCUGAGGAGUACGAAUGCCUGGCUUUUUAUCUUCGAAGAUCACAUUCUUCCUAGGUUCUCUGAUGACAAAGAGUUAGUCGUCAGCCUGAAGCAGAUGUCGGUGCUUUGGCGGGACGAUGUUGAGGACGUUAUAAAAGCCAAGGUACAAGAUGAGGAGAAGUACAGGGAGGAGCUUCUUCACCUAAUCAACGACCAAGAACAAGGGAUUGAAAAUUCUAGAGAAUGAUAUUUCUCCCACUGUUCAGGCUACGAAAGCUACGAUUUAUGGAUUAAUGGUGGUGAAGCUGAAGGAGAGUCUGAUGCUAACCUGUAGGGUAGCUGAAACACCACUGGCGCUUGGGAUUCAGCGGCAGCCGCAUGCAGUCCUGACUCCAGUCCUGUCGGGCCAACCAGCUGACACUGCCACUUCAGCCUGGUCAGCCGAGGCCGGCCGCGUCUCAGGCUGCGAGGCC
Messenger RNA from Emericellopsis atlantica, 1901 nucleotides. RefSeq lists its product as uncharacterized. The transcript has 4 exons. The record is from RefSeq and is a predicted model, not a curated record. Lineage: Eukaryota; Fungi; Ascomycota; Sordariomycetes; Hypocreales; Bionectriaceae. Bases 203 to 1675 code for a protein of 490 amino acids.